UAAAGGCGAGAGACGCUCUCUCUCUGUGCUCAUUAUACUCUCGCUGCGCCGCUCACCAUACUCACACACACUCACACACUCACACACACACGGAGAGCUGCUUAACGCCAUGGGACAAUUCACAGCCUGAGGACUAAAUAUUAACAACUCAUAUUUUACACUUUGCUGUUGAGUUUGAAGCACGUGAAGCAAAUCCUCCACAUUAUGUCGGAGAAGAAAUCCAGACCCUCAGACGCACGUCCCAAAAACCUGCGUAGCUGGAGCGUGGACAGCUACAUCCGCAGCGUCAAGAAACGUUCGCGUGGUCCGCGCCAUGACGCCCCAGCAAGAGGGGGAGAGGACGGAGACACAGCGGAUGAGCAAAACGUCCGCUCGACUUCCUGUCCCCAGAGACGGAGGGAAAGGAAAUGCAGCUGCGCGGCAAUCGGAGACGGAGACAUAGACACCAUGUGCAGAAAAGCGCUGUCUCGCCGUUCUCUCAGACAGAAGUUCCAGGAUGCAGUGGGGCAGUGUCUCCCUCUCCGUGGCCACCACCAUCAUCACCACCACCACCAUCACCACCAUCAUCACCAGAGUGGCUCCUCGCGCCCGUUCUCGGUGCUCCUGUGGUCCAAGCGCAAGAUUCACGUGUCCGAGCUCAUGGAGGACAAGUGUCCCUUCUCACCAAAGUCCGAACUGGCGCAGUGUUGGCACCUUAUCAAGAAGCAUGGCACACAUCAGAACGCAUCGUUAGUCCUUGAGGAUCACAAAAGCAGAAGGAUGUCCACAUCUCCUUCCACGUUUAUUUCCUGGGAGGAAGUCAGCUCUAACGGCGCUUCCAGCCUGACUGACUGGGACUCGUCCUUCAUUCCCGGCGCUCCCCAGUGUUGCGCACAUGCCGACUACAUCUUAGUGCCUGACCUUCUUCAGAUCAACAACAGCCCUUGUUACUGGGGCGUCCUAAACCGUUUCGAGGCCGAGCAGCUCCUAGAAGGCCAGCCUGAAGGCACCUUCCUGCUCCGAGACUCUGCCCAGGAUGACUACCUGUUCUCAGUCAGCUUCAGGCGCUACAGCCGCUCUCUGCACGCCCGCAUAGAGCAAAGCGGCAAGCGCUUCAGCUUUGACUGCCGUGACCCCUGCAUGUACAGAGACGUGAGCGUCACAGGUCUGCUGAAGCACUACAGCGAUCCAGCCACGUGCCUGUUCUUUGAGCCGCUCCUGUCUCGCCCCUUGCCCAGGAACUUCCCCUUUUCCCUGCAGCAUCUAUGCAGGGCGUUGAUCUGUAGCUGCACUACAUAUCAGGGCAUCGAGACUUUGCCCCUGCCUCACACACUCAGGGAUUACCUCAGGCAAUACCACUUCAAAUGUGAUGGGGCUUGCGAUGUCUGAUGAACAAACGGACUUGUGUUAGAACCGUAAGGAAUGUGGCUUCCUGAGUGGUGUCAUUUCUUCGCAAAUGAAGAAGGUCACAAAUGCAACAUGGCGACGUUGCAGCCAUCUCUCAGAGUCUGAAAAAGCAUUACCGCUCCUGGUUUUCUGGGUGGGAUGAAGGUCUUCCUUUCUACAAUCAAUUUGGGCUUCUAUUAGCUCAUUUAUACAAGACAGGGUAAUAAUAGUUAACAGAAUUGACAUUACAGCUACCAAAAAAACCCCCAAAAAGCAGCAUAAAAAAAAUGUUCCUGUGAUUUCACUGCAGAAAAAGAGGUACCAAACUCUACUAUUUCUUGUUGUGGUAUCGGCUUUUGUAUCUCUAGCUAUGUUUUACCUGAAAAAUUGAAUAUGGUAUAAUUUUUAGGUACAUAAUUAAACCUCAAGGACCUCUGACGUACUUUAAAUACACACCCCACAGGAACAAAACAUGUAUCUGUAAGGAAAGAUCAGGAAACAACUUGGUAUCUUUAUUUCUGAUAGUGUGUAUGCAGGGUUUGUUUAUUUCCCUGCUACAUUUUCAUUUUCCCCCCCCCUAUUCGUUUAGCAUUUGAAGUUCUUACGGUUUUUAUAGACUGUCGUUAAGUCUCACGGACAAUCACAAAACAUAUUUGCAUAAAUGCAUACUCAACUUUAAUGCUCUUAAUAAGCAUUAAAUCUUUUUUAAAUGGUGUUCCAUAUCAGUUGUAGAUCACUAACAAGACCUCAAACAUCCUUUGUCGAAACAUCGUUUCUGCCAUCAAGCUUAAAAUCACUCAAGGAACUACAAUAUUACAGUGAGCAGAGACAAUCGAACUGAUGGAGCAUUGUUCAGUGGGACAUAAGCAGCAGUUUGACCAGAAGAGAUGGAAACACAUUUGGUCCUGCUGCACCGGUAACUGAUAAUGUGAUGGGAGCUGACGCCGACUAAAUCGGGAGAAACCUCUAGAAAGCCGUCGGAUGAAAAACGUCUUCCUGAUAAAGGUCAUUUUGAAUGAUCGAGUAGAAAAGGCCAGGAAUGAGCACGCAGAGAUCCUGAGUCUUUUGAAACAGAACUUGAAGUGGAUCCUCUCAGGCCAUUGUAUUCGUAUAGCACUUAGGGAACUAUAGAUGUUGUCACAAAGCAGCUUUACAGAAAUCUGGAUGUAGAUUUUGAUCCAUAAUGACUAAACCUGGCAACCAGACUCGAAAGGGAACCAAACACUACAUAUUAUAUUUUAGGACAUGCUUUUGUGAUUUUCAGCAGCAGUUCUGUAUUUUUCAGCUUUGUGUAUUUUAUAUUUAAACUUUCAUGUAGUAAUCAUUUGAAAGACUUUAUGGUUUAACAUUUACUGAAUUUGGCCAACGCCCUUAUCCAGAGCAGCUUACGUCCAUCUAAUUUUAUUUAUUUAUUUGUUUUAUACAACUGAGUAAUUGAGGGUUGCUCAGGGGUCCAGUAGGGACAGCUUGGUGGUCCUGGGAUUCAAGCUCACAACCUUUAAAUCAAUAAUCCAACACUUUAACCACUGAGCUACCACAUUCCCAUGAUUGUAGUUUUAUCAAAUGUAAUUGUCCAGACUAAUACAGGUACCUGGGAAAACCCUUCACACAGUGACAUUUUGAGGGCAUGAAGAGGGCAUGAAGAAUUUAUUAUCGCCACACAUACAUUCCAGCACAGUGGAAUUCUUUUCUUCGCAUAUCCCAGCUGAGAAAGUUGGGGUCAGAGCGCAGGGGCAGCUAUGAUACAGCAUCCCCUGGAGCAGAGAGGGUAAAGGGCCUUGCUCAAUUGCCCAACAGUGGAGCUUGGUGGUGCUGAUCCUCCGAGCAACAACUCAGAGCCUUAACCACUUGAGCCACCUCUGCCCCCACCACAACCCCCGCCACUGCCCCAUUUGAAAUUCAGAAAUAUCAUAAGUAUGGUCUUGUUACACCUCAAAAGAUGAAAAGGGAUACAAUUCAGUCCGACUUCGGUGUUGGACCAUUUCAGAUAUUUAGACAGUUGAUAUCUGAUUACAAAUCGAAUUGAUACGGUCCUCCGCAAUUUUUGGCUCCAUCCCUCAGCUUGAUCUUGUGUAAAAGAAAUCGGAUUUAGACCUUUUCAGACAUUUUGACCUUGAACUUUGGAAGCCAAGGUUAAAAAGUAGUCUAAACGUAAACAUAUUUCCACAUCAUAUUGGAGAAAUCCACUAUGUUUUAUAAAAGGUUUCAAAGCUAGGAGUCUGGGUGCAACAAGGUUUAUUUGGCAGACAAAAUGAAAAUAUAUUAUCCAAGUCGAAAAACUUUACGACAGACCAAAGGUCAAAACAAUCAGCAAGAGUAAACACAGUCAAAGGAUAAUCUAAGGUAUACAAUGACAUGGGGUCAAAACAUAGCGAGGCAGUGAGACAGAACAAAAGCCUCCGAAGAUACACUGUUCGGUAAUGGCAAGAAUUCGAACAGAUUAAAUGUAUAAAUGAACAGAAAGUCUUUGCAAGAGUUUGCGCUAAUAUUUUACUCUAUUAUUAUACCCUCACCUCUUCUGGUGAGGAGGAGAAGAGUCCCAAACUCCAGCUACAGUAUUUUACAGACAGAUAAAAAAAAAAACAGCCACAGUACCAUCUGAAGGGUUUUCCCAGGCUUCCGGUCAUUUAAACAAAAGACUUGCAUGCAGGAAAAGUGUUUAUACUGUACAUAGAUAAGAAACACCAACAACAUAUCAGCUGCGCAUCAAUCGACAAUCAGGAGCCUAUCAAAAAUCAAUAGGCGCCAACAUAUCUGUAUCUUCAGAAUACAAAAAUGUCCAUUUCAAAACUUUUCAGUGUUCAGGUUCAAAACGAAGACAAACUUCAGAAAUAUUUUCACAUGAACGUCUUCAAGACUUUAAGGUUAAUUGCAUCGCAUAUUACUGAACCACUACCGUAUACUCAUGAUUAGAUGUGACAGUCCAUGACUUACGCUUGAGACGUACUUUUUACAUUUCUACUGACUGUGCUAUAUGCAAAUGAGAUCUCAGACAUAAACCUGAGCUUAAUUAUGCAAUGGUUUUGUCUUUCUUUGGAACAGCCAUGCAGGAUUUCUGCAUAGAUUUGUUCAUCUAUUUGUUCAAAUGGCACAAAAUUCCGCGUGGCCGUUUUCUCCAUCUACAGUAUAACCAACAGCCAAUGAUAUUUAAACCCUUUUCCGAAUUACCUGUUGCCUUUUUAGCAGAUUUUGCACUUAUACCCCAUAUGAAAAGAUGUUGUUGUAAACUAUAAUGUCUGAUAUUCUAUGUAUACUGUGUAUAUGAGCUGAACUCUCUGGCUGACCUUCCUAAUGAGACAGAACAGCCAUGAUAAUGUUUUUUUUUAACAUCGUAUGUACAUAACGGUCAGAAAGAAAUGGUGUUGGGGGGGGGGGUUAAAAACAAUUGGACAUCUCAGUUUUAUCAUAUCAUAGCCUACAAUGUCAUCACCCUUUAAAGCACAUUUAAGUGGAUCAUAUUGUUAACCAGUUCCUCCAUCAUGUGUACUAGCUCACAAUUUUCAAUAAAUUCUGCCUAUAAA
This is a messenger RNA of Hemibagrus wyckioides, 4886 nucleotides long. RefSeq names its product suppressor of cytokine signaling 4 (gene socs4). Gene Ontology annotation, biological process: intracellular signal transduction; phosphatidylinositol phosphate biosynthetic process. The transcript is spliced from 2 exons. Gene Ontology annotation, molecular function: 1-phosphatidylinositol-3-kinase regulator activity. Bases 205 to 1368 code for a protein of 387 amino acids. Gene Ontology annotation, cellular component: phosphatidylinositol 3-kinase complex. NCBI's taxonomy places the organism in Eukaryota, Metazoa, Chordata, Actinopteri, Siluriformes, Bagridae. The record is from RefSeq and is a predicted model, not a curated record.